Limulus polyphemus (Atlantic horseshoe crab) is the source of this 1782-nucleotide messenger RNA. Its product is annotated as lachesin-like. Lineage: Eukaryota; Metazoa; Arthropoda; Merostomata; Xiphosura; Limulidae. The transcript has 2 exons. Gene Ontology annotation, molecular function: protein kinase activity. Bases 51 to 401 code for a protein of 116 amino acids. The record is from RefSeq and is a predicted model, not a curated record.
CCUACAUUACAACUGACACGCAUCGUUAUGGGCAAGCACUACAAUAUGACAUGGACCUCCAGUGUCAUGUGGAGGCAUUUCCAUCCCCGUCGAUAGUGUGGCUUAAAGAUGGUCUACAGUUGAAUGACAACCAGCAUUAUCGGAUUUCUAUCUUUUCCACGGCUGAUGAAUUCACUGAUUCAACUCUACGGGUCAUAUCUAUUGAAAAGAGACAAUAUGGUGAAUAUAUUUGUAAAGCUAUGAACAAACUAGGUUCUCAUCAACAGAAAAUGGAGCUGUAUGAAACUGCUAAUGUCAUCUGCCCUCCGGCCUGCGGAAUUGAUUUAAUAUCUGCUGCACCCUCGACGUUUGAUGCUACCCUGCUUAUUGUAUCUUUUAUUUUAACUAUUCUAAUAACAUAGAAAAAAAACUCUUUUGUACAAAUUAUAAAGGUUUUACUUAUUUGAAGUGUUUUCACAAAAGUUGAGAAGGCAUGUAGUCAUUCAAAUUAUAGUUUGUCGUUUUAUGCAGUUUUUACCUUUGGAUAAUCUAAGUUAUUUUAAAGGAAAUUGAAUAAUAAUAAAAUUCUGUAAUAACAAUGUAGCAACACAAUUCUAAUAUAUGUACGAACAACUCUGUGUAUUUCAAUUUUUUACUAUUUAACAUAACAGAUAUUAACUAUGUCUUUCGAUAGUUGGAGGUAUUUACCUGAAAAUAUUUUUACAACACACUGUCAUCAACAUGAAAUAAAAGAGAAGCUUUAAAUACUUCUAUCAAUUGUCUUAAUCCAUCUAACAACAAAAGUUCGUACAGCUGCGUUAAACUUGGAUUUUUAUACACCUACUUCUGAUAUUGAAAAGCCGAAAAAACAUCAAAAAUUAAUAUCAUAUUUGUAUUAACUAAGGCCUCUCUCUUAUAAUUACUUCUUCGUAAUCCGUAUCCAGUAAACACCGCUAGAUGGGGAUUUUUAAUUCAGGCCUUGAGGUGUAUGCAGGUUUACUGCACUAGCUGAAUGUAUUGAGCAUCUAAGUAUAAAAAUACGAUAAUCAAACACACCAAAAGUCUUACAAAUCUCUAGAACUAUGUGUAUCAGUUUCAAAAUACGAUAAUCAAAUCCAUCAGAGAAGCUUUGGUAAUCCGUAGAACUAACUGUAGCAGUUUCAAAAUACGAUAAUUAAACCCAUCAGAGAAGCCUUACUAAUCCCUAGAAUUAUCUGUAUCAGUUUCAAAAUACGAUAAUUAAACCCAUCCGAGAAGCCUUACUAAUCCCUAUAAUUAUCUGUAUCAGUUUCAAAAUACGAUAAUUAAACCCAUCAGAGAAGCCUUACUAAUCCCUAGAAUUAUCUGUAUCAGUUUCAAAAUACGAUAAUCAAACCCAUCAGAGAAGCCUUAUUAAUCCCUCGAAUUAUCUGUAUCAGUUUCAAAGCUGAAUGAUUAUUUCUUCUUAAUGUGAAAAGUUAAAUAAAAAUAUAUAUACGAAACUCAAACUAUCAUCGUCGUUACGGCUCAUUACUCAGUUAUACCGGUUUCGUGGAAUUCCACUUCACAUUAGUAACGCUGGACAAUAGCAAAUCAGAAUAAAAAUAUUAGACUUCUUAUGGUGUUGAACUAUGAAUUAUAUGUGUGAUAUUUCUAAUUCUUUUUACUCACUCUUCUGAGUUGAAAGACGGUUGCCCUUCACUCUUAAUGUAUGAUAUUUAACAGAGCUGAUUAAAACUAAAUUGUAAGAAAAAAGUCAGAUUAGAAUUAUUCUUUCAAGAUGAGUAGUUAAGAUAAAUAACAAUAUAUCCUAUUUUUAACGUU